Messenger RNA from Lactuca saligna, 345 nucleotides. The record is from the annotation of a GenBank genome assembly. Lineage: Eukaryota; Viridiplantae; Streptophyta; Magnoliopsida; Asterales; Asteraceae.
AUGCUCAAUGUUAAGCCAAACCAAAACCCGAUUCUCGAUCUUGAUUCAUCGCGUUAUAGUGAAGCUCUUAGGACAAUGAUUGAAUGCCUAAGGUUCUCGCCACUGGCCCAAACUUUAACAAUGGUUUCUUCUCACAAAACUUCGAUCACCAAUACCCACUUCAGCAAACUCUUAGGUCUUGCUUCAUCUGAAAACUCUCGUGGACCCAUAAUCGAUUUCCUCAACUACCCUAAUCGUGAUGUUUUAUCAGAUGGGAUAUACUUGAGACAUAUCCCUAUUUUCAAAGUUCAGGAAGCCCUUUCUUCCUCCAAUAUGGAAUGUGCUAUUCACCUUGCAUUUCAAUAG